Molecule: messenger RNA, 2757 nt
Organism: Drosophila suzukii
Lineage: Eukaryota; Metazoa; Arthropoda; Insecta; Diptera; Drosophilidae
Source: RefSeq, a predicted model, not a curated record
UUUCAUGUUUGAUAUAUUUUUACGCAUACCUUCUUAAAACGUUCCUAAUAACUCAAUAUGUUCUAGAAAAAAAUACUAGCCCGUUGCAUGCAAGAGAACACGUGCCGACUUGCAAUUUAAGCUUGUCCGUACAAGUUGGUGCGGUUACAGCGCUGCGACUAUGGACUACGCUUCAUUCGUUAUUUCAUUCGUAAGUUUUGGUGUUAUUGGUGCACUAUUGUUUGUUGAGUAAAGAUGUCAGUGACAUUACGUAGUGAUAAAGAAAAUAUUUUUCUUAUCGGGCUACCUAGUCAUCAAAUCACUGGUGCAAAGUUACCAUCAAAUCGCCAGGUUCUCUCCGUUUUAUUUUAUAAUAUUCGGCAAGUCAAGCUAACUCUCAGUGAAAGUGCAAAUCUUGUGACUAGGGAGUGUUUAAUAUUUUGGGAAAAAGCGAGAAUUCCCACAAGGGCAUUGCCCAAUUGCGUGAAGAAACUUAUUGAUUUAUACCAUGCUUGGAGAGAGCUGCAAAAAAAUUGUAAAAAAACUCUAGCCACUUUCAAGGACCGAGAAAAGAAUUUUAAAAUAAGCCUUGAUAACUUAUUUGAUAUUGCACAUGCUGAUGCCUUGAAAAUAAUAAAAAUAGAGGAAGACAAACUAUUUUUGAAUAAACAAAGAGAACCAGGUCGACCAGGAUAUUUAGCUGGUGUAGACAAAAAAUUGACGGAGAAAGAAGAAAGAGUUAGACAGAGACGAUUAGACGAUGAGGAAAGAAAAUUAAGACAAAUGGAAUUAUUGGCUGUUGCAUCUACUUCUACUACACAAAACUUGGAACAUUCCGAAGAUUCGGACGGGGAACAGAUUUUGUAUUCUGAAAUCAGCUUGCCAGUGGUUCUCGGCUCUAAAACAAGUUCGAAAAGAGGUAGAAAGAAACUGAUAACACCUAAACUUGUCGCAGCUUUAGACCGUUGUCAGUUGAGCAUUAGAGACUCCGUUUACAUUCUUCAUGCGGUUGUAGAAGCGCUUGGUCUGAGCAGUGAUGAUUUCCCAAUUAAUAAAUCCUCGAUUCAGCGAAUUCGUACUCAGAUGAGAAAAUCUAGGGCAGAAGCAAUAAAAACUGAUUUUCAGAACAAUGUUCCUGAUGUAGUCACAGUCCAUUGGGAUGGAAAACUAUUACCAGGGCUGAAUGUGCGAGUUUCAAAAGAAGAACGCUUGCCAAUUAUAGUUUCAUUUGACGACAAAGAACAGCUUCUUGCAGUACCAAAACUGGAGAGUUCUUCUGGUAAACAUCAAUCAAAAGCCGUCUCAACCGCCCUUUGUGACUGGGAUCUUAAUAACAAGGUACAAAUAAUGUGCUGCGACACCACAUCUUCGAAUACUGGACGUUACAAUGGAGCUUGCGCUCUUUUAGAACACACUUUAGAAAGAGAAUUGUUAUUGUUCGCUUGUCGUCAUCAUGUUUAUGAGUUGGUCUUAAAAACUGUCUUCGAAACCAAGAUAAAGCACAUUACUAACAGCGCAGAUAUUCCGCUCUUUAAGAAGUUCAGAGACAAUUGGAAAAACAUCGAUUCAAAUAAAAUUGAACUAUGCCUUGAUUUCGUUAAAGAAUAUGUUGCUGAGACAAAUAUUACAUCUUUUAUAAUGUUUUAUAAAGCAGAACUGGAAAAAUCUUUCAUAAGAGACGAUUAUCGUGAAUUAGUUGAACUUUGCGUAGUGUUUCUGGGAGGAGAUACAAACAAGAAAAUAAAAAUCAGGCCCCCUGGAGCUAUGCAUCAGGCACGGUGGAUGGCAAGAGCGAUUUACUCUUUAAAAAUAUGUUUGCUGCAAUCUCAAGUCAGAAUGAUUGUAAAAGACAAAAGGGCCCUACAAGAUGUUUGCCUAUUUAUCGUCACAUUGUAUGUAAAGCCUUGGCUUGAAUGCACAGUGGCGAUUAAAGCACCUAACCAAGAUUUGUACUUCUUGAAGGCAUUAAAAGAGUACGAAAAAGUUGACACAACAGUUUCAAAAGCUGCUUUAAGCAAGUUCAGCCACCACCUAUGGUACUUGUGUGAAGAGACAGUCAUUUUAUCACUGUUUGAUAAUGAGGUUGAUAACCAAACCAAAAUGAAAUUGAUUGAAAACUUAGACAGGGACAAGAGGUCAGAUGUUGGCAAACGCUAUAUUCCAUCAAAGGAAGAAAUGUCCCAAACGUUGUUUGAUAAAACGCUGGAUGAUUUUGUAUCGGAGAAGAGCAAACAAUUUCUAACUCGACUGCAGAUUGACGACAGUUUUCUUCAGGAAGAUAUAUCUUCUUGGGAUGAUAAUGCUGCUUUUCUGAAAGCUAAAAGUAGGAUAAGUCGGUUGAAGGUUGUAAAUGACACUGCUGAGAGGGCUGUCAAAUUAAUGCAAGAUUUUCAAGGACUUAUCACGGCGGAAGAAGAACAAAAACAAUACCUGUUGCGCUGUGUCAACGAACAUAGACAUUUAUAUCCGGACUGUAAAAAAACCACACUAAAUAGAAGUUACCCUGCCUGAUUGUUAUUAUUUUAUGUGUUUAAAUAAAUAUAAAUAUUACAAUAAAUUCAUUUUCCAUUUUAUUCACUUCAUUAAUUUCAUUUUGAUUAAUUUUAUAGAAGAUUGGAAUAAUAGGACAAAAAACAUUUUUUGAUCAAAUUUGAAGCUCGGUCGGCACGGGUUGCAAUCAUGCUAGAAAGAUCAAAUUUCAUAUUUGAGUAAGGUUUUACAUUUAUAAAAGAUACAGGGGGUAUGCAUUACAAAAUUCGAAAAAAAAUUUUUUUUUGC